AUGACAGGGACAGAAAAUCAAACUGUUAUUUUAUUAGUUGUACCAACUGGGGCUUUAAUAGAGUUUGAUGGCCAAAAUUAUACGGAAACUAAGCUGAUUUAUAUGUCGUUGAAUAAAUACGAGACAAUUCAACUUCAGAGUAAAGAUGAUCUUACAGGGACUUACAUAAUUUCUUCCCAUCCAAUUGCUGACGAUGGUGACGAUAAUGAUUGUGAUGGCCGUGUAGAUGAGGAAGUCGACGAUGGGUCUGAUAACGAUGGCGACGGUCGAAUUGAUGAAGAUUUGCAAACUGUGUGA
Messenger RNA from Patella vulgata (common limpet), 297 nucleotides. RefSeq lists its product as uncharacterized. The transcript has 3 exons. NCBI's taxonomy places the organism in Eukaryota, Metazoa, Mollusca, Gastropoda, Patellidae. The record is from RefSeq and is a predicted model, not a curated record. The coding region runs from base 1 to 297 and encodes 98 amino acids.